Desarmillaria tabescens is the source of this 1631-nucleotide messenger RNA. RefSeq lists its product as uncharacterized. The transcript is spliced from 4 exons. Bases 340 to 1569 code for a protein of 409 amino acids. The record is from RefSeq and is a predicted model, not a curated record. NCBI's taxonomy places the organism in Eukaryota, Fungi, Basidiomycota, Agaricomycetes, Agaricales, Physalacriaceae.
AUGAUAUUUGACGGCCUGCUUUAGCUAUAAGAUGAGCUGAUCUACUUUCUCUAGAAAAAGGAUAAGCAAUAAUUAACACGAAGCAGGUUUGAGAUACUAGGGAACUGGCAUAUAUAUCAGGCUUCGGCUCGAAAGUGGAUGCGAAGGAGUGUAUUGUAAACGCUGGCAAUUACUCUCGAGACUCGAGUGCAGCAAUUGGAGGAGCACUUGGAGCAGUAUCUUGGAACUUGAUAAAUCAUGGUCUGUGGCAUAAAUUGUUAGCGCUCGUUUCGUACCAGGCGCGUUUCACUGUUGGGAGGAAGAAAGGUAAGAACAAGAGGCGUUCAUCGACUAUUUGGGAUGCGUGUGAAUACACAGCCCUUUUUGGCUUCGGACCGCGAGCCGGAGCGCGUCUAUGGCGUGGGAACUAAAAUUCUUUCGCCGUCAAACAUGUUUCGAGCCAGCCUUGCCCUUCGCCGUCUGCAGAUAUCCCGCGUUCCUUCUGCAUCCUACGCCACUACAGCGGAAUUACCUUCUCUCCACCGCACUGUCCGUAUCGAUAACCUCCCAGAAAGCUACGAUGUUAGCAGCAUCGUCGAUACCAUCAAGGCCAACCCGGCAGAGUCGAUAAUACCCUCGAAAGACCACCUACUUGUCCGAUUCUUCGAUGAAGGAACUGCAAAGCGUUGUGUCGAGGCGAACAAGAAGCAGAAAAACCUUUCGUUGAAGAUUGACGAUUCGACCUCUCCCCCGGUGACCCCCGAGACCGUCGCUAUGCUCGCAAAAUACAAUGCGACACGUUCGAUAGAGUUGCGGGAUGUACCAGAGAGCUUUACGGAUUCACAAUUCGUCGAAAUUCUCUCGAAGUAUGAUGGAGCUCUCUGCACGCAUUUUGACAGGUCCGGGCGCCUCAUCGAAGCACAGUUUUUAGAUAUACAUCAUGCAUACAAGGCUCACGUCGACUUCGUAGAGGCAGGGGUACGGCCGGUGUUCAUGGACAGCGACAACUCGAUAUAUCCAGAAUGGUACUCAAACCAGGAUACACAGCCAAAUCUAAAACGCCGAGUCAAGAUCUCGGGUAUGGAUAACCCCCAAAUAAGAAAACUUUGUAUCGGUUGGACAAAUAAUUACAACAAAGUGCCUUCUGCUUCAUACAUUACCUCUCGCAUUGGGGGUAAAGAUGAGCUACUGCUCUACUUCCCGACAUCGAGCUUGGCCCGAAAAUUCAUCAGGGAGUUUGAGCCUUUGGUGAAAGGGAGAUGUCGACUGUCCUUGGAGGCUACCGAACAACCUGUUGCUUGCGGUGUAGUGACUGCCCUCAGCCUGGGUGCGCGGCGGCUGGUCUCUGUACCCUUCACCGAGGACCUGCUUGACGCCAAGCGAAAAAAGCUUGCGAGCUUCUUUUUCCGGUUCGGCCGAAUAGACUCGAAGAAUCUGGCUGUCUCUGAAGGAUGCUUGAUGGUUCCGUUCACUAAUGUUGUCGGUGCUACAAGCUUUGUCCAUGGGAUGUAUCAAGGUUUGAGAGACCGGCCACCAGCGGAGCUUGAAGGUGUUCGUCCCACCUUCUUUGGAGCUAAUCAUUUGGCAUGAUUUACUUUGGAGAUAAGCAGUCAUUGGAAAUCAUAUUCAUGGGCCUCAGAAGUCUCCUUUGA